Molecule: messenger RNA, 695 nt
Organism: Amaranthus tricolor (Joseph's coat)
Lineage: Eukaryota; Viridiplantae; Streptophyta; Magnoliopsida; Caryophyllales; Amaranthaceae
Product: polcalcin Che a 3-like
Exons: 1
Coding region: 64-324 (86 amino acids)
Molecular function (GO): calcium ion binding
Source: RefSeq, a predicted model, not a curated record
GUCUCCAAAUACUUAGCCUUAGAAAAUAAUUUGUUUAUACCCAAAAAAACAUUAAAACAAAAUAUGGCUAGUGAAGAUACACCCCAAGACAUUGCUGAUAGGGAGAUAAUCUUCAAACGUUUCGACGCCAAUGGCGACGGAAAAAUAUCGUCGACCGAACUGGGCGACGCCUUAGGGAGCCUUGGAUCUGUUACAUCUGAAGAAAUUGCUAAGAUGAUGGUUGAGAUUGAUACGGAUGGUGAUGGUUUCAUUUCAUUUAAUGAAUUUACUGAGUUUGCUAGAGCUAAUCCUGGCUUAAUUAAAGAUGUUGCUAAGAUUUUUUAGUUUGUUUUGUUUUUUAUGGAUUGUAUUUUAAUUUGUUGUUUAUUUUUUCGAGUUGGGGGACUCUUUUGACCGCGUUCUCCUUUACGAGCAUGAGUUGUCGCCGUUCUUCUCUUCCUAGAUCCUGACCAUGGGUUUUUAUGUGCAGGAUACACCUUGUAUAAUGAUGAUGUAUUUUGUUGUUUAUUGUAUUUCAUUACAUGAAUUUCUUUACGGUUAUGAGUUGUCGCCGUCCUUCUCUUUCUAGAUCCUGACCAUGGGUUUUUAUGUGCAGGAUACACCUUGUAUAAUGAUGAUGUAUUUUGUUGUUUAUUGUAUUUCAUUACAUGAAUUCCUUGUUUUGAGCUUGAAAUCAUGUAUUUGCUUCUUGUUAU